Messenger RNA from Magallana angulata, 2389 nucleotides. RefSeq lists its product as uncharacterized. NCBI's taxonomy places the organism in Eukaryota, Metazoa, Mollusca, Bivalvia, Ostreida, Ostreidae. The transcript has a single exon. The coding region runs from base 652 to 2124 and encodes 490 amino acids. The record is from RefSeq and is a predicted model, not a curated record.
UAAAUAUGUAUAAAAUGAAUCCUUCAGGGUUGCCAACAUAUUGAUUGCCUCGGUUUUAUUUACAUUAAUUUAAACUUUUUGGUUAAAGGGUUAGAAGAAAAUUUUCGAAACAUAAGCAUGAUUGUUUUUGUAUAUAGUUAAUUAGGUCUUGUCUUUAAUACAUUGUAUAUGAAAAAGCAAAAUUGGUAGAACAGUGUUUUCAAAACCCCUGUAUAAUAAUAUCAUGAACAAGACUUUUAGUUUGAAAAAAAGACAUAGAAUUAACUAAACGCCAUGAUGACUGCCUAAUGUUUGCAAGCAAUUCUUUUUUCUUGAAUAAUUUUCUUUCACUCCUGGACUGUGAGAAAUGCAAAACAAUUACAUAUGUAGAUGCAAGUUUACAUGUUGAUUUGAUAAUGAAUAUUUUUGUGGAAGACUAUUAAGGUUUUUGACAUUUGAUCAAAAUGAACGUAAGUGAGCAUUUAAACAGUGGAUAUUUAGUAAAUUACCUUCGUAAGCAUGUACAUGUGUACAUGAUAACAUUUUAAAAACAACAAUAAACAACACAUCUUUUUAAGGCAAAGUUUAAUCUAACCUAGAUUACACGGCAGUUAAUACUAGUAUUCUGCUAUCAGAAGGCGGUGUCAUCCCACUCUGAGGUCAUUCAAGGUCAUGACAAGCCUGAUAAAUAGUUCUGUAAGACUAGAUAUGGAAAGUGCACCAACAUUAAGGAGAUCAGCCUCUGUCUCGCGACAGCUGUCCACAAUGGCGGGUAGAGGGAAACUCUUAAAAUUACCCAUAAUCCUCGUAUCAGUUUCUCUUGGGAUAUUGUGUGGACACUUACUAUUCCGGAUUUCUGGUUCUCGAUCGGACUCGAGGUCACGUGAGAGUGGUCUCAGACUACGUGAAACGCCAGAGAGAGACUCGGAUUCUUCUUUUCAUCAGCCACCAGCCGAAAGAGAGGGCAUCAGUAUUAAAAAAGAUAUGAGCAUACAGUUCCGGACACACCAGUCCAAGAAUUAUUUCAUCAACGUCGGAGGAACGUAUCCAAAGAGCCUAGAAAUAUUUCUACAGACUUAUCCGGCAUCCGAACUUUUUUCUCUUGUGUCUUUCAUACCGGAUGAGACGUACGCGCCAUUUUACGAUGCGUUUGACGACCAUCAGUUAAUCAGCCCGGCGUGGAUUAGCGCAAGCGAGGAAAAGGAAGAGCAGGUUCCACUCCAACCGUUUGGAGAAGAUGAAGCCAUGGUUAAUGUACCCGUGGUUGACCUAGCAGCAUGGCUUCAGAACAAUACUCACCCGGACGACUUUGUAAUCGUGAAAAUGGAUAUUCCUGAGGACGAAGAAGAGGCUCUGAUGACGAAGCUGGUUCACACCGAAGCCGUGGAGUGGAUCGACAAAUACUACACCACAUUUCCCGAGAAUCAACACCACAAGCUGCAGACCAUCUCCGAGGUGUACGGGCUUCAGAUCUUCGGCUGGGAUGAUGUGAACGAGACUUUCAGUGAUUUUAAUGACGUCAACCCGGUGAAAGUUCCGCCCGGGGCGGGCUUUGUGAAGAGGGAUUGUAGAUCCUCUAACUCCACAGACAUGUUCGCUUUGUUCCUGUAUGUUAAAGAUUUGUCAGUGAAAUCUUUACGCGCUCUGAAGAUGCUGGCGGCCUAUAACAGUGAUACAGACGAAAGACUGGAUAUCGGAGUUUUUCUGCCGUAUGAUUUGAUUGUGACUUAUGGCGAUUUAGCAGAGGACCUUUUUUUAAAGUUCCAAGGGGGUCUCUACUUAGAAGUAGAAAAAUAUCGAAACAAGACGAGCAACCAGCUGAGGAAUUCCGUUACCAGGAUCUCGAACAUAUGUGCAAAGUUUCAAACCCCGAUGAUUUUGCAGUACAUAUUGUUUUCUGAACAAAACGAAGACAUUGCUAAUUCUAUCAUUUCAUUACGCCAUCAAACCGUGUUUUAUAAGCUUGAUGACGUGGCAUCACUGAUUUCAUAUCCGUUUGAAGAUUCGAUGGCUGGGUUCAAACCGAAAUCUGGAACAAUUUAUUCACUAAGUGUUGAAGAAAAUGAUAAUGAAAAACUUGCCGUGUAUUUAUUGAAACAUUGCGAAGAACAAUUGAUUUCACUCAUAAAAUGUGCUAUUCCGUGAGCUACUAAUGUCCUCUUUACGUAGCAUUGUGUUCAAGCAACAAACAUUAUAUUUGCAACAGAGUUUCAAUGCAUAAAACUACAGACCUAUAAGGAGUAGUUCCGAUAAAAAAAAAAAAAUAAAAAAAAACAUCAUUUACUUCACAUUAUCGAUAAAUAUGAAUAAACCUUCUCAUUUUCGAGCUUUAUUUACAAUAAAGUACAAACGAGGGAACAUUGAAACAAAUUCAUUGUUGAGUACCAUAAGCAUAAAGAGUAGACCAACG